AUUGAACUAGAAGGUCUCUUUGUUCUUGAUACUCACAUACAUAGGCAAUGAAAUUCGAAGACUAUCUCAUGGAGAAAAGCCAAGAGUCUCAAAAUAGACAACAACUUGAGAACGAGGUUGUUCAAUACCAAGCACAAUUGAAAGAUGAAGAGGCACUCAAUAGGGUCUUACUUUGUGCAACACUGCAUGGACCUGUUUGUUCUCUUCAACAUAUUCCUUCACAGUUUCCACCUCAGGUUUAUGAGCUUCUUGAAGAAUUGGCAUUUGUAGAGGAAGAGAUUAUUUUGCUUGAAAGAAAAGUUAAGGAACUAAAACUUAGAUUGAACCAGGAGAGAAAUGAGACGAUGGAUUGGAAACUACGCCAUGGAAGACAGCCUAAACUAAGUAACCAGUUCCAAGGAUCAUUUUCACACAACUUUGAAGUGUUCAAUAAAGAAAGAAAAUCAAAAGAUAGAAGGGCCUCUUUAGGUUCUUCAUUGGAUAUUCAUAGCUUAUUUUCCACCCCAAGAACAUCAAAAGAACAUGAAGUGCCAAGAAGGAAAACAGGUCAAACUCCAAGACAAAAUGUCAUUGAGAAACCAAAUGAAUUGUCAGAGGAACUUCUUAAUUGUCUAAUUGGCAUUUUCCUUGAAUUGAACCAAGCAUCAUUGGACAUAAGAGAAUCAGAAACUACUGUCCCAAGACUCACUCUUUCCUGCAUGAAGUCGAAAGGCUUCAUCUCAAAGACUAAUUCAUCCAACUGCAAGACAAAUUCAUUCCUUUCAAAUGGAAAUGCAUCUUGUCUUGACCCAUAUGGUAUAUCAGCAGAUUUGGAUUGCACAGCAAGAGAUGUAGGACCUUAUAAGAACUUCAUCCAAAUUACUAGCAGUUCAUUAGACACUGAGUUUUUUUCACACUGUUUGCCAGCAUUCAGAAAAUUGAGGGUCUUGAUGCAUAAGCUAUGUGAUGUUGAUUUAAGUUUCUUGAGCUACAAGCAAAAGUUGGCAUUUUGGAUCAACAUAUACAAUGCCUGCAUAAUGAAUGCAUUUUUGGACCAUGGCCUUCCUUCUACACAAGAUAAAUUGUUGUCUCUUAUGAAUAAGGCCGCAAUGAAUGUAGGCGGGAUAGUGCUGAAUGCUCUGGCUAUUGAACACUUUAUUCUUCGGCAUCCAUGUGAAUCAAAACAUGGUCCUGUGGAUGAAAAGGAAGUCCUGGUGAGGCAUGCUUAUGGUGUGGGGUAUCCAGAACCCAAUGUCACGUUUGCUCUCUGCCGAGGCACUUGGUCUUCACCAGCUUUAAGGGUGUACGCUUCAGAAGAAGUUGUGAACCAAUUAGGGAGGGCCAAAGUUGAGUACUUGGAAGCAUCAGUUGGUAUAACAAACAAGAGAAAGAUAAUUGUGCCUAAGCUUCUGCAGUGGCACAUGCAUGAUUUUGCAGAUGAGAUGGAAUCACUAGUGGAAUGGAUCUAUAGCCAACUGCCACGCUCAGGAUCAUUGAAAAGAGCCAUGAUGGAAUGCCUAAUAAGGGAAACAAAAUAUCCCAUGUCUAAAAUGGUAGAAAUCCAGCCAUAUGAAUCAGAAUUCCGCUACAUCCUACCCAUUUAAUCUACUGAAGCACUAAGAAAAAAAAUGGUGUUAUACUAUUUGUUUGAUAGAUAGAGCACUACAAUGUUUCAUCAAACAAUAUCUACUAACAUUAAUGCAUUAGACAGAAUU
This is a messenger RNA of Vicia villosa (hairy vetch), 1694 nucleotides long. RefSeq lists its product as uncharacterized. Bases 48 to 1583 code for a protein of 511 amino acids. The record is from RefSeq and is a predicted model, not a curated record. NCBI's taxonomy places the organism in Eukaryota, Viridiplantae, Streptophyta, Magnoliopsida, Fabales, Fabaceae. The transcript has 9 exons.